AUGGAACUCAUCGUGCUUCCUAUUCUCCUGUUCUUGCUGGCCCUCAUCAAUGCCACCGCAAUCCCCUCGUCUCUCAAUGGUGCCGAAGCUGCUUCCAGUCUGGUAGCCCGUAACGAGACCUCCGGCUCAGGCGCACUCGCCGACUAUCUCACCUUCAAUAUCAGUCCUAAUCCAGUCGGACCACCAUGCGGCAUGACCUGGGAAGUCAACAUCAAUGUCGAAUCCCGCGGCUCCGUCGGCGACACCAGCAACUCCUGCGACGCUCUGUACAACUACGUCACCUUGCCCUCGUCAUCCGUUUCCCAGACCAUCAGCAAGGACGUCAAUUUCGUAUACCUCUGUCCUCCUGAGACUCCCGCACCGAUUAGCGCCGAGGGUUAUGGUUCCCGCGACAUCAAGUUCAUCGUGCAAGGAACAUCAGACUUCCCCGGUAAUCAGAACACAUUCUUGGCUCAGUUGCAGGUCUUGAAUAUCGACGACAGCCCCGAGACCAAUAUGAACUUGCCCGUCGAGAUUGGAUAUGCCAUCAACGACAACGCGGACCCGCAGAACCAGCUUACCUUGCGGUACAUCAUCUGCCCGUGA
Molecule: messenger RNA, 585 nt
Organism: Fonsecaea multimorphosa CBS 102226
Lineage: Eukaryota; Fungi; Ascomycota; Eurotiomycetes; Chaetothyriales; Herpotrichiellaceae
Exons: 1
Coding region: 1-585 (194 amino acids)
Source: RefSeq, a predicted model, not a curated record